GCCCGUAGCUGUCCUGAACAUCCGCCCCCCCCUUCCCCCUUUCCCUCCCUCUCCGCCCUCCCCCACGAUGCUAUCCUUCGCCUUCUCACACUACCGUAAGCCCGACGCUCCGAACCCACGCCCGACGCUCCGAACCCACACCCUCCGCGAGUUGCGUCACAGAGAGGUUUGUGACGGCCCCGCCCGCCUGAAGUAUCGCGCGCGGAGGCCGGGGCUGCGCGUGACGCGGCACCGGGGAGGAGAGCGAGCGCGAGCGAGCGAGAACGAGCCUGCUGGGAAAGCUUGAAGCGGAGGCAAAAUCGGGAAGCUGAGAAGUGGGUCUGGUCCGGUCCAGUCUGGUUUGCGAAAAUGUCGGUUUGACACUGUCCAGGUCUACUGGAUUUCGUGUUGUCCAUAAGCGUGCGCACAUUUCACGUAUCAAUGUGAGAAGAAGACCCUGUGGCCUGGCUGCCUGUGUGCAGGGUUGUGACUACAAUUCCUAUUACAUCUAUACCUGCUGCUUCAUCAUUUGCCUGUCAUUACAGGACUUUGAGAUAGAAUCACCACAGUCCAGUGGCAAGGCAAAAGUCAAGACGACUGACGAUGGCUCAGGAUGCGGUGGAUGACCUUGGUGUCUUCGAUAUCUAACCAAGCUCUAAGCAUUCCCCGGCGCCCGCUUCUGCAGCCUUCAUGGCCCAUUGGAACAAAUUGUUCUCAUCUGCCCAUUCCACCAAGGGAAAUCUUCACAUGCUUGGGGUAGACAUCCCUCUAAUUCACCAAAGAGACCCCUCUAUUACCCUCAACCUGGUUUAGCCUGUCUGUCAAAAUGGUUUACCGGGGUGUGGCCGCUGCGCAUGCUACAGCUUCUUGGAGCCACAGACUAUUUUGAUCAUGGAUGGUGAGGAAAUACCAGACUUUUCAAGUUUAAAAGAGGAAACUGCUUAUUGGAAGGAACUUUCCUUGAAAUAUAAACAAAGUUUUCGGGAGGCACAGGAAGAGCUGGUUGAAUUCCAAGAAGGAAGCAGAGAAUUAGAAGCAGAAUUGGAGGCUCAGCUAGUCCAGGCUGAACAAAGAAAUAGAGACUUACAAGCUGAUAACCAAAGACUGAAAUAUGAAGUAGAAGCAUUAAAGGAGAAACUAGAACAUCAGUAUGCACAGAGUUAUAAACAGGUCUCUGUUUUGGAAGAUGAUUUGAGUCAGACACGAGCCAUUAAAGAACAAUUACAUAAAUAUGUAAGAGAGCUGGAGCAGGCCAAUGAUGACUUGGAACGAGCAAAAAGGGCUACAAUAGUUUCCCUGGAAGACUUUGAACAAAGGCUGAAUCAAGCCAUUGAACGAAAUGCAUUUUUGGAAAGUGAACUUGAUGAAAAGGAAUCUUUGCUGGUUUCUGUACAGAGGCUAAAGGAUGAAGCAAGAGAUUUAAGACAAGAACUAGCAGUACGUGAAAGGCAACAAGAAGUAACCAGAAAGUCAGCUCCUAGUUCUCCAACUCUAGAUUGUGAAAAAAUGGAUUCUGCUGUACAGGCAUCCCUUUCCUUACCAGCCACUCCUGUGGGGAAAGGGACAGAAAACAGCUUUUCUUCACCAAAAGGUAUACCAAAUGGUUUUGGCACCAGCCCACUAACUCCUUCUGCAAGGAUAUCGGCAUUAAACAUUGUGGGGGAUCUUUUGCGGAAAGUAGGGGCUUUAGAAUCCAAAUUAGCUGCUUGCAGGAAUUUUGCAAAGGAUCAAGCAUCACGGAAAUCCUAUAUUUCAGGGAAUGUUAAUUGUGGCCUGGUGAAUAGUAACAGCACAAAGUUCUCUCGUUCAGGGCAUACAUCUUUCUUUGAUAAAGGGGCCUCUCACCAAAUCUUGGAACCCAUUUUCAAGGCAAGAAAAAGUCAUAUUCCCCACCUUGUUCAUGGGACAGUAAAUGGCCUUGACCAAGUUCCUCCAACUGGUCUGGGCUCCUCCAGACCAUCGUCUGCUCCAGGUAUGCUGCCUUUGAGCGUGUGAGCACCCAGUGUCCAGGUGGAGGACCCAGCCCUCCUACUGAUGAACAAGGACAUACCUACGCUUACCUGUCUGUGCCCACACCUGCAAGGCCCAGCUCAUGCCCUUAUAUCCACCUGCCUUCCCGUAGCCAGCAGAUGGCAUGCCAUGGCAAACACCAUGCCCACUGCCCUGCAGAACUCUGCUCGAUGUUAACCCUGGUUAUUUUCUCUUCUCACCAUAGUGCCCAUUGGUUUCAUAUGAUUGCACUUUUGUGGGUCACAAGCUGAUAUGUGUAUUACAUGGUUUCUCUGGAUACUGAAGUUCUUCCUCACCCCACUCGGCCCCUGUAGCCCUUCCUUGCUGUUCCAGUAGGAGUCAUUUGAGUGUAGGACCAGUGCAAAUCUUGGAAUUCUCUAAAAGAUCAUAUUGAUGUGUGAUAGCUUCUCUAUCCCUCCCCACCCCGCAACAUCUCCUGCUCCCCCCAAAAGGGUCUUUUAUAACAAAGACUUGGGGGGCCUCACUUCUGUCCCAUAUUCAUGAUAGUCAUGGACACAGGGCACGUGUUUCCUGUGCCUUGAAGUCUUUUGAGUUAGCAUUUGCAGCAUUUAGUUCUAACUAGUGCAAUGAACAGGGUCCCCUGGAAGUCCUAGGGACUGUGUUUUGGAGGACUUUGCAGCUGUGAGGUAUGUCUUUUUCUGUGCCUCAAACUUGAUGAAGGGUUGACUGCCCCCUCACCAGCUUUCCAGAUCCUUCAGCUAAAAACAUUGUCUUCAGAGCACUUUUGUUUUGUUCUCAGUGGGCCUAACCAGUUGAAUUGGGAGGAGUUGAGUGGCCCGUCUCCAAGGGGCAAAGAGAAGACUGCCCCUCAGAAGGGUAGGACUUUAUGUGUUUUUCCUGUGCAUCCUUUGAUUAUUCACAUGCUGCAUUUACUGUUUACAUUUUUUUUUUUGUAUAUAGGUUUGUAAACUUACACGCCUGAGAUAUUUGUGCAUAACUUGGGCUUUGUAGCUUUAUUUAUUCAGAAUCCAUUUGGCAUGUUUAAUGACUUAGGAUGGUGUCCUGUGGGCAGCUGUAUAAGAUCAUCAUGUGGUUUAAAAAACAAAAUGCUUCUCAUCAAAAUAAAAAAAAAUUUUUUUUUUGUGGAAACAAUGAAUUUUACAGAAAAAGAAGAUUGAAAUUGAUAUAUGGCCUGUAUGAGAGAAAGCAAAAGCUGGAAUAUAUUGACGCAAGAAGUUCAAAUAUCUGGCUCAUAAAUUAGAAAGAGGAAUUGACUUUUCCUGUGGCACGGAGCUUCCCUCAUGGUGUUAGGGCAGGUUCAGAAAGAAAAGUCUCAGAUUUUGUUUUCAAGGGCAUAUUCCUUGUUUCCUUUUUCUCUUUUCCUUCUUAUGCUGAUGAAAUGAGUAAUCCUUACUCUCAAGAUCAGAAGCAGGUGGAGGAUGACCAUGAAGCCUUGUGAGCAGAUUUUUAUCAUGUGCUUGUUAGGGGUUAGUUUAUGGGAUAUAAAGGGUGGAUCCCACCAUUUUUUCAUCAAGUGAGGUAUUAUGCAUUUUUGUCAUUCUGUAGUUUAAAGUCAUUUCAAAUUAGGCUUCUUAGAUUCCAACUCAGAAUUUUCACCUCAUCUCCCAGGCUUGCUGAUUGACACCAGGUGAGAGAAGGUUCCAGGUAUUUGAUAGCAGUGACAAGAACAGCCUCAGAAACUGGAUGCUCACAGUUUUCAUACAACAGGUUUUGAAUACUACUUUUGUUACAACAGAUGAACUCAACAUUAAAGAGCAAGCAGAAACUAAAAUGCUAUUAAAUAAGCAAUAUCAAGUGAUAUUUUACAUAUAUAAAAACAAUAAAAUAUGCAAAUAGUCUCUGCUUUUAGACAUACCACAUUCUUUUGGAGUCUGGGUUUUAAACAAGUUCUCUACAAGACAGAGUCCUGACAUCACAUGGAUAGGUAUCUUCCUCUGCAGGAAUAAGGAAAGAGGUGGUAUGCUAUUAAGGCAUCCAUGAAGCAUGAGGCCUACUCCUAUUUAUUUAAAGUUGCAAUAUUGCCAGUGGAGAAAUAUUGUCUCCCAACUUGUAAUUUUUAGGGGUUGGAUUCUAUUUUGAUACUUAUUAGGUGCUACCAUGAACAACUAGCUUAUUAGAGUUAUUGUGAAGAAAGUACAACAUCCAUAUAUGUGAAUUAUUGUUAAGCUUGGUAAUCAUGGUACAGUGGAAAGUAACUAUUUGGAUUUAGAAGACUCAGGUUCUAAAUUAAUUAUUUGACUUUGGGCAAAUCACUUUUCUGGGCCCCAGUUUCUUCAUCUGUAAAAUAGAGAGGGUCAGAUUUAGGUAAUUUCUAAGGGUCUUUCCAGGUCUAAAGCUCUGAGGUUACUUCCACCAUUAAUAAUUCAGUGAUUCCCAGUAGUCUUUUAUAAGGUUGACUGUGUUCUUUAACUUUUUAUAUGUCUAAGGCACCUUCAUUUUCCUUGAGCAAAAUUGAUAAAUAUCAGCCUAUCGUUAGAUUCUGCCCUUCUGUUCAUGUUAGCCUCUAAAAGUACCUCUAUAAAUAAUUCUAAUUUCUUUCUAAAAGGUCAUUCUGGUAACUUAAAAUAGUUACUAAACAUCUAAAAACUCAGUUCCAUUCCCUCUCAUCCUGCCAACCAACACAAUAUUAGCUAUCACAUCCAUGAACCUCUGUUCAUUUUCUGCUGCAUGUAUUGUUUUUUUUAAAUGCAGCAUUCAGUUCCAUCACCUACUUGCUGGUGUAAUGCAAAAGCAAACUGCUGUCAUGAGCACUGGGUUGGGAGUUAGAGGUUCUGGGUUUGAAUUCUAAGUCAGCCAUUUACCACCUUUACAAUCCUGGGUAGAGGGCUUUUUUCCUUAUUUGUACAAUGAGGGGAUGGGUUAGAUGAUCUUUAAAAACCUUUCUCGCUUUAAAUCUACAUGUGUGAAAUAUUACUUGUGGUCACUGCUUUGCGAAGGGGUAAACCAAAAGAAGUAGUCUUAGCUGAAAUUAUUUAUUUAAAAAUGAGUGUAUAUUUACCAUAUUUUGCCUUGGCAGCUUGGAAUUGUAUUGUAGCUUCUCCCUAGCAAACAUUUACCUCUAUAUAAAAACAGCUGCUUAUUGACACUGUGAGGGAUGCUUUCUAUGCUGUCAGUUGCCAAUUUUACAUAUCUUCCAUGACUAAAUAAGGUGCUGGUGACCAAGUAAUGAAAUUUGUAUUAAGGGCAGAGAUCAGCUGAGGCUUCAGUUAACAAUCUCUUCUAGAUGACACUAUAAGCUGAAAGUGAAGAAAAGAAAGAUUAACAGAGGGACAGAUAUAUUUUCAUUAAGUGAGUGUUCAUUUGUUAUUAAUGUAAGAUCUGUGCUUCUAAAAUGUAAAGGUAUAAAUAGUUCUUGUUCUUAUCUAGUAUGAGAGAUGAACUUGUACACAGUUAAAUAUAGUAUAGAUUAAAGUAGGAUGAGUUCCUAUGAAAUCAAUGUUAUGAGACAGAUCACUUCUCUUGGGGGAAUGGAGGAUUGGUUUUCUGAGUUAGAGCUUGAAAGAUAAUCUUCUAGAGAUGAGUACUUGGUGUUCAUAAAGGGCAGUGUAGAAGGGCUGGAACACCAGAAGAAAUGGAAUGUAUUCAGACAUGGGGAGUAUAGGUAGGUUU
This is a messenger RNA of Sarcophilus harrisii (Tasmanian devil), 5580 nucleotides long. RefSeq names its product nudE neurodevelopment protein 1 like 1 (gene NDEL1). Bases 871 to 1974 code for a protein of 367 amino acids. Gene Ontology annotation, cellular component: centrosome; kinesin complex; kinetochore. The record is from RefSeq and is a predicted model, not a curated record. The transcript has 14 exons. Gene Ontology annotation, molecular function: microtubule binding. Lineage: Eukaryota; Metazoa; Chordata; Mammalia; Dasyuromorphia; Dasyuridae. Gene Ontology annotation, biological process: mitotic centrosome separation; vesicle transport along microtubule; chromosome segregation.